Messenger RNA from Eurytemora carolleeae, 2142 nucleotides. It is a transcript of the gene CRMP, whose product is annotated as dihydropyrimidinase 1. Lineage: Eukaryota; Metazoa; Arthropoda; Copepoda; Calanoida; Temoridae. The coding region runs from base 1 to 1569 and encodes 522 amino acids. Gene Ontology annotation, biological process: pyrimidine nucleobase catabolic process. The transcript has 18 exons. The record is from RefSeq and is a predicted model, not a curated record. Gene Ontology annotation, molecular function: dihydropyrimidinase activity. Gene Ontology annotation, cellular component: cytosol; cytoplasm.
AUGUUCUUAUUUGAGACAUCACCUAUACUGAAGCAUAUCUCAUCAAAAAUUGAUGCUACAAACAAGCUUGUUAUACCUGGAGGUAUUGAUACACACACACAUUGUCAGAUGCCCUUUAUGGGAACCAAGGCAGUGGAUGAUUUUUAUAUUGGUACUAAAGCUGGUUUGGUUGGAGGCACUACCAUGAUUAUCGACUUUGUGAUUCCGCAAAAAGGAGAAUCUCUGGUUGCAGCAUACAAACAAUGGAGAGAAUGGGCUGAUGCGAAGGUGUGUUGUGAUUAUGCAUUGCAUAUGGCGGUUACACACUGGGAUGAUAAUGUGAGACAAGAGAUGAAGCAGAUGGUGGGUGAGGAGUUUGGAAUCAACUCCUUCAAGGUCUUCAUGGCGUACAAGGAUGUUAUAAUGCUAGAGGAUAAUGAAAUUAUUGAAUGUUUUAAGGUAAAUUGCAGUGCAGUACAACUAUUAAUGCGCAUGUAUUUCGAAUGGAAACCUAAAAUAUUGUAUUAUUGUUUAGGACCUGAAGGACAUCCUUUAUCCCGACCUGAAGAGGUGGAAGAGGAAGCUACAAUGAGAGCUUGCUUAAUCGCUGGUCAAACUAAGUGCCCUCUCUACAUUGUUCAUGUAAUGGGGAAAUCUGCUGCAAAUAUCAUUCUACAAAAACGAAAGGAUGGGAUUGUUAUUUUCGGUGAACCUAUAGCUGCUAGCUUGGCUGUGGAUGGCAGCCAUUAUUAUCACACCUGUUGGAAACAUGCCGCGGCAUAUGUACUCUCUCCUCCACUCAGAGAGGAUGUAACGACUCCAAAUUAUUUGAUGGAGUUGCUAGCACGAGGGGAUCUGGAUUGUACAGGCACGGAUAACUGUACUUUCUCAUCUGCACAGAAGGCUGCCGGCAUUAAUGAUUUUACAAAGAUCCCUAACGGUGUGAACGGACUUGAGGACAGGAUGAGUGUUAUCUGGGAGAAGGGAGUUGCUUCAGGUUUGAUGACUCCUGAAAGGUUUGUUGCUGUAACUUCUACAACGGCUGCCAAGAUCUUUAAUAUUUAUCCUAAAAAAGGUGUGAUAGCUCCUGGGUCUGAUGCUGAUAUUGUAAUCUGGAAUCCAAAUCAAACCCGAACAAUUUCAGCUGAAACCCAUCAUCAUGCCGUGGAUUUCAAUAUCUUCGAAGGAAUGGAGGUGCAUGGUGUAGCUGAAUGGGUCCUGACAGGAGGUCGGAUAGUAGUAGAAGAGGGUCAGCUCAAGAUGGCGAAGGGGGCGGGCAAGUUUGUGCCCACCCCACCUUUCUCACCAUAUGUUUACGAUAGAGUUCGCUUGACGGAGGAAGAGCAGGCGAGGAAAUGGGUCCCGGUCUUUAGAUCAGAAGAGGACAUGUAUGUUGACAUGAACUCAGGACCUACUCCUCCAGCUGAGGAUGGAAAUACAUCUACAAAUGUGCAUGAUUCAAGCUUCUCUCUGGAACAGCAUGCAUCUCCCAGAGUUAAUGAGGAGAAAGAAAGGAAACCGGCCAUAGAUUCCAAACCACAGAUCAGAGUUAGAAAUCCACCAGGGGGGAAAUCUUCUAUCUUCUUCUAGGAUAGAAAUCCACAGGGGGAAAUCUUCUAUCUUCUUCUAGGAUAGAAAUCCACCAGGGGGGAAAUCUUCUAUCUUCUUCUAGGAUAGAAAUCCACCAGGGGGAAAACUUCUAUCUUCUUCUAGGAUAGAAAUUCACCAGGGGGAAAUCUUCUAUCUUCUUCAUAGGACAGAAUUCCACCAGGGGGGAAAUCUUCUAUCUUCUUCUAGGAUAGAAAUCCAACUGGGGGAAAUCUAAUAUAUUUUUCUAGGAUAGAAAUCCACCAGGGGGAAAUAUUCUUUCUUUGUCUUGGAUAGAAAUCCACCAGGGGAAAAUCUUCUAUCUUUUUUUAAAAAUUAAUAAUCCCCCAAAGAGGAAAGCUUCUAUCUUCUUUUCCCCCGAAAUAAAAAUAUUCUUUUUUCAAAAUCUUCCAAGGAGAGACAUCUUCUACUUAAAUGGGAAUAUUUCUAGCAAAAUUAAUCUUUCAUCCAUAUUUCUAAAGAAAAUUAUCUAUUUUUGUUUUUUACGAAUAUAACAUAUUCCAUAUAAAUGAGGCGUUAACAUAUAAUCUUUAAUAAAUUUUAAUGAUAAAAUUU